Messenger RNA from Phanerochaete carnosa HHB-10118-sp, 573 nucleotides. RefSeq lists its product as uncharacterized. NCBI's taxonomy places the organism in Eukaryota, Fungi, Basidiomycota, Agaricomycetes, Polyporales, Phanerochaetaceae. The coding region runs from base 1 to 573 and encodes 190 amino acids. The transcript is spliced from 6 exons. Gene Ontology annotation, biological process: protein folding. Gene Ontology annotation, molecular function: GTP binding; GTPase activity. Gene Ontology annotation, cellular component: microtubule cytoskeleton; cytoplasm. The record is from RefSeq and is a predicted model, not a curated record.
AUGGGCCUAUUGACUAUUAUCAGGAAGAAUCGUCAAAAAGAGAAAGAGAUGCGUAUCCUGUUUUUAGGACUCGACAAUGCAGGCAAGACGACCAUCUUGAAAAAGCUCAACGGGGAGGAUAUAAUGGGGAUCAGUCCCACCCUAGGCUUCAACAUCAAAACUUUUAUGCACGGAAAAUACACCCUUAACGUCUGGGAUGUCGGGGGUCAGCGAACACUGCGACCCUACUGGCGGAAUUAUUUCGAGCAAACCGACGCGAUAGUCUGGGUCGUCGACUCCGUCGAUCGUAUGCGCAUGGAAGAUUGCAAAGCAGAGCUUCACAGCCUUCUGCUUGAAGACAGGCUAUCCGGCGCAUCCCUAUUGAUCUUAGCAAACAAACAGGAUAUCCAAGGUUCCAUGUCGACACUGGAGACACAAAAUGCCCUGAAUUUGCCCUCUAUCAGGUCACACAACUGGAAAAUCAUGCCUUGCAGUGCCCUCACCGGGGAAAACCUAGUCGAAGGGUUGGAUUGGGUGGUCGAUGACGUUGCGCAAAGAAUAUAUUACAGCGCCACCAGCGACUCUAAUCGUUGA